AUGCUCCACCAACCAUCGCAAGAUCGCUUGUCCACUCAAUCGAAACCACACACCUCUGCUGUUUUGACCACUUCGCCAUCGCAUCAAAUUGAUCAGUCCAGCUUAUCAAACCAACCGUCACAACCACGGUUAUCAUCGUCCACAGAAUCUCAAUUGCCUUCAACCUCGGCCCAAACUAGCCUCGUGUCCACCACUCUCGUUGGUAGCAGUCAAAGGAUGCCUGCUACAGUUCUGCUGCAAACCGCAAUCAUCAAGGUUUUCGGUUCUGGUGGAGACGACCUGUGGGCCAGGGCACUGUUGGAUCUUGCGUCGCAGUUGUGCUUAAUUACUGAAAACAUGGUCCAGAAAUUAAAGCUUCGUCGCUAUCCAAAUCGCCAAGAAAUUGGUGGAGUUGGAAACACUCUCGUCGUGUCGUAUCAUGCUCUUGACGUUCGGAUAGGAUCUCAUUGUACGAAAUUUACGGUUGAGGAAUCUUGUCAAAUAUUGAAGAAAAUCACUCGUGAGCUUCCAGUGAACCCUGUUGAUUCGUCCACUUGGAAUAUUCCAUCCGAAGUCAUACUGGCUGAUCCAAAGUUCUAUGCGCCAGGGCCAAUAGAUUUGCUUCUGGGAAUGGAACUAUAUUUCGAUAUUCUUCUUGAAGGAUUAAUAAAACUGGGCCCUGAGAAGCCAGUUCUUCAAAAUACUGUUUUCGGAUGGGUAGCAUCCGGAAAAAUAGGAGCUCACCACCCUCGUACCCAACACAAGUUAGCUCACGUGUGCAGCGCAGAAUCAGUCGAUGAUCCAAUCUCUCGCUUCUGGGAAAUAGAAACUUGUUGGUCCAAUAGUAUACGAUCCCCAGAUGAAACUUUCUCCGAGGAGCAUUUUGUUGCUAACACCUUUCGUGACGAAUCUGGAAGAUUUGUCGUUACCUUACCGAAACGCCCAGAUAUAUUGUCUCAACUCGGGAGUUCCAAGGAAAUAGCCACUCGAAGCGACACUUCAUUUGUUGCUGAGUAUUUGCAACUCAAUCACAUGCGUGAGAUCGACGACACGGAUAACAGAUUUCCGUCUUACUACUUACCUCAUCAUGGAGUAGAGAAGGUGGAUAGUACAACCACUAAAUUACGGGUGGUCUUUGACGCCUCUUGUCGAACGGACAGCGGAUUUUCGCUGAAUCAGGCGUUAAUAGUGGGACCGGUUCUACAGGAUGACAUUCUAGACAUUUCGCUUCGCUUCAGAAUUCAUCAGUUUGCUAUUAUUACGGAUGCUGAAAAGAUGUAUCGGCAGAUCCGCCUCCACCCUGACGAUUUUCCACUGCAUCGGAUUCGCUGGCGGUCCUCUUCCUCGGAACCGCUGAAAACGUUUGAACUAACCACAGUCACCUACGGUACUGCUCCGGCGCCAUACUUGGCUACAAGAUGUCUCCUUGAGUUGUCGAAACAGGGAGCUAAUGAAUUUCCUCUAGCCGCGAAAGUCCUGUCGAAGGAUUUUUACAUGGAUGACAUGCUUACCGGUGUCGAUGAUGAAGAAGAGGGAAAAUACUUGUGCAGGCAACUGCGAAGCCUGUUACAAUCUGCAGGUUUUAAUCUACGCAAAUGGGCGUCGAACUCGACAGCUAUAUUAUCAACCAUACCUCCCGACCAACGCGACGAUCGAGCAGUAAUAGCACUGGACUCACCAGCAACCAUAAAAACCCUUGGACUAAUAUGGGAGCCAUCGACCGAUUUACUCCACUACUCUGUUCCUAAUUGGUCCCAAACAGAAAACAUCACAAGACGAACCGUAUUGUCGGAUACAGCAAAGCUUUUCGACCCUCUCGGCCUGAUUGGGCCGCUGAUAGUCCUUGCCAAGAUAUUUGUUCAAUCUCUCUGGCGAACUUCUACAUCCUGGGACAAUCCACUAGACGAGUAUCAACAGCAGCAUCGGUUGGAGUUCCGCAGUAGUUUGCAAGGAUUAGUAUUUAUUACCAUCCCAAGGUGGGCAACCCCUUCCUUCAAUCGCGUAGUGCUUGAAAUGCACGGGUUCUGCGACGCCUCUGAGAAGGCUUACGGGGCCUGUUUGUAUUUGAGAGUUGUUUCAAAUGACGGCAGAAUAGCCGUGCGUUUACUAACCGCCAAAUCUAAGGUGGCCCCUUUUUGA
Toxorhynchites rutilus septentrionalis is the source of this 2118-nucleotide messenger RNA. RefSeq lists its product as uncharacterized. The coding region runs from base 1 to 2118 and encodes 705 amino acids. The transcript is spliced from 2 exons. Lineage: Eukaryota; Metazoa; Arthropoda; Insecta; Diptera; Culicidae. The record is from RefSeq and is a predicted model, not a curated record.